ACAAAAUAUUCGGUAUUUUCUUAAAAUUGACAUCACAGUCACACUGGGUCUAUUGACAAUGCCGCUUGGAAACGCUGGGCGAAUUGCUGUUUGUUGGGCAUUUUUAACUGUUGGUGGUGUGUACGCUUUUGUCUUGUCCAAAAGAUCAGUCGAAGGCCGAAGGUCAGAGACAUUACGAGUGCGUGAGCGCAUGAAAAAGGCAAACCACGGCGAAUACGAUCACACUAUUUCCGACAGGCGUUUUGACUAGAAACCAAAAGCAAAAUUGUAAAACAAAACAACAAAAAAUAUAUAAUCAAUUUAUAAUAAAACAUCAA
Messenger RNA from Drosophila hydei, 317 nucleotides. RefSeq lists its product as uncharacterized. The record is from RefSeq and is a predicted model, not a curated record. The coding region runs from base 59 to 250 and encodes 63 amino acids. NCBI's taxonomy places the organism in Eukaryota, Metazoa, Arthropoda, Insecta, Diptera, Drosophilidae. The transcript is spliced from 2 exons.